Rhincodon typus (whale shark) is the source of this 11680-nucleotide messenger RNA. It is a transcript of the gene nbeal1, whose product is annotated as neurobeachin-like 1. The record is from RefSeq and is a predicted model, not a curated record. Gene Ontology annotation, cellular component: membrane; cytosol. The transcript is spliced from 53 exons. The coding region runs from base 76 to 8091 and encodes 2671 amino acids. NCBI's taxonomy places the organism in Eukaryota, Metazoa, Chordata, Chondrichthyes, Orectolobiformes, Rhincodontidae. Gene Ontology annotation, molecular function: protein kinase binding. Gene Ontology annotation, biological process: intracellular protein localization.
GAUGACAUUCCACCAGGGUUAUCUUUGUUGCCUGAUAACAUCCUGCAGGUUCUCAGGCAGCAGCAGUUGCAAUGUAUGCAAAAACUGUCAGAUGGCCUAGAGGAUGAACAACAAGCGCUGGCACUCAUUCUGGUCAAAUUCCUCAUUAUCAUCUGCAGGAAUUUGGCUAAUGUCGAGGAGAUUGGAACCUGCUCCUAUAUUAAUCAUGUUAUUACUAUGGCUACAGUUUACAUUCAACAGUUAAAAAGCAAGACCAAAGAAAAGGAAAUGGCAGAUCUAACUCCAGCUGAAGAUUUUGCAAGACAUGCGCUUACCUUUUGUGAGAGUUUAUAUGACCCGUAUCGAAACUGGAGACACCGAGCAGCUGGUGAAGUAGUCAGUACUGUGGAGAAGAGCAGACAGAAGUACAAAGCAGCUAGCCUAACUGUGGAGUUUGUCCCUUUCUUUUAUCAGUGUUUUCAAGAGAGUGAACAUCUGAAAGAGAGUCUGAAGUGCUGCCUUAUUCAUCUCUUUGGGGCUGUUGUUGCAGGUGGACAGCGGAAUGCACUUCAGGCAAUCUCCCCAGCUACAAUGGAAGUCUUGAUGAGGGUAUUGGCAGACUGUGAUCUGUUGGAUGACAAAGACCCAGAUGAUGUAAGCCAUAAAUUGGAGCUGACCCUGAAGUGCCUGACGGAAGUGAUUCAUGUGCUACUAACCAGCAGCUCUGAUCAGCGGCAGGUAGAAAUCAGCACAAUCCUGGAGAAUUAUUUCAAGCUGCUCAAUUCUGAUCACACCGCAUUGCUGGUCAAUCGCAGAUCGCGGAACUGGGAGAGUAGUUUCAUUGCACUACAGAUACAAAUGCUGAACACUAUUCCAGAAAUGUUAAACUGCCCUGACAGACCAGUCCUUCAGGCAAUCUUCUUGAAUAGCAACUGCUUUGAACAUCUUACUCGACUCAUACAGAACAGCAAGCUGUUUGUAAGUUGUAAAGCAGCAGACAAGAAUGAGAAAGAUCUUGCCAACAAAUUACUGACAGAAAUGAAUGUGAACCAGGUGUGUCAGGGUCGCCUGGAUAGUCUAGCUGUAGCGACGAUCCAAGCUUUGACUGCAGUGAUGCACAAAUCCCCAGCUGCUAAGGAGGUGUUCAAAGAACGUAUUGGUUACACGCAGCUGUAUGAAGUUCUGAAGACACUUGGCCAGCCGUCACGAGAUCUGUUGAAGGAGCUGAUGAACAUGGCCAUUGAAGGUGAACAUACCUCUGUUGGGAUGCUAGGGAUCAGCAACGUCCAGCCACUACUACUACUCAUCCAAUGGCUUCCUGAACUGGACUCUUUUGAACUACAAAUCUUUGUUUCUGAUUGGCUGAAGAGGAUAUGCUGCAUUAACCGUCAAAGUCGCACGUUUUGUGUGAAUGCCAACAUUGUUCGCCGUAUCCUUGUGACUUUAACCUAUCAUGUGAGACUACAUCGUACGUGUGCGGAGAAUCUGAUUGGACUCCUAGGGUCAUUAGGCAGCCAGUCACUGAGCUCAGGAGAGCUCUUGCAGUUGAUGAGGUUAUUAAGGAUGGACAAUCCUAAAGAGGCCCAUCCCUAUGUCGUCCCUGUGACACGCGCAAUACUGGGCAUUGCCCGAAAGCAGGGCUUGGAUAAUGCACUACAGUACUUUAACCUAUCCCACAGCAUGGCGGGGAUCAUGGUACCCACAAUUCAACGUUGGCCUGGCUACGCCUUCAGCUUCUAUGCCUGGUUGUGUCUUGAUCAAGGACAAGAGGCCAGUGGAAUCAUUGGGAAAGGAAGCAAGAGGAAACAGUUGUACAGUUUUUUCACAGCCAGUGGAACAGGAUUUGAAGCUUUUCUGACCUCUUCAGGAGGACUGGUUGUCGCAGUUUGCACAAAGAAGGAAUACAUGACUGUGAUGUUGCCUGACCAUUGCUUCUGUGACUCCCUCUGGCAUAGUAUAGCAGUGGUACAUGUCCCGGCAAAACGUCCCUUUGGUCAGAGUCUGGUGUACAUCUAUGUCAAUGGUCAGCAGAAACUCUCUGCACCCCUCAAAUUCCCCACUAUGAGCGAGCCUUUUACCUCGUGUUGCAUUGGAUCAGCUGGUCAGAGGACCACGACCCCUCCACCCUCUCAAAUCCCGGAUCCUCCUUUCUCAUUGUCCAUCCCCUCUGGACGAGCGUCCCUGAGUGCAAUUCUUUCCUCGCCAGCCUGGAGUGGAGUCUCAGGAAAACCUGAAUCGGUGACGAAACUCAUUUCGGCAGGAACUCAGGACAGUGAGUGGGGCUCGCCGACUUCACUGGAGGGUCAACUGGGUUCUGUUCUAGUUUUCCAUGAUGCACUACAGUACUCCCAAGUGAAGGCUUUGUAUCUUUCAGGCCCAAACUGCAUUUCUCCAUUGAAAUCUCAGGAGUCGGAGCUUACAGACCUCACAAGUAAGCUGCUUCUGCAUUAUACACCGAAGGCCUGCAAAAGUCCCAUCUGCCUCGAUUUGUCUCCGAAUCUCCUUCAUGGGAGGUUGACUGGGCAUAAAGUUGUCAACUGGGACAUUAAGGAUAUGAUCAAUUGCACUGGUGGCCUGAAUGUUCUUUUCCCACUGCUGGAACAAAUGAGCAAUCUUGGGAGCCAGGGAUUGGUGAAAAAUGGAGACUAUCAUGGCGUCUCUGACUUCGUGACUCCUGAAGCCGCCUCCCCUGCUGAAGGUGACUGGGUGGUGAUUCCUUCAACUAGAGCUUCUGAGGCCAGACUGGAGAAGAACCCUGUAGCUACUUUUCUCUUGACAAUAAAGCAUUUCAUAAGAAGGCAUCCAAUCAAUCAAGAGAACCUGCUUCACAGUCAUGGAGUUGCCACUUUAGGCGCCUUGCUACAGAAGAUGCCAAGUAGUUUAGCGGAUGUGAACAUGCUGGUGGCUGUGCAGUUACUGAUUGAACAAGCAAACGUUGAGAAGAAUACGCAGCUCCUGCAUCAGAUGUAUCAACAUCUGCUGUUUGACUUUCGAAUCUGGAGCCAUGGGGAUUUCCCAUUCCGAAUUGGCCAUAUUCAGUACUUAUCCACAAUCAUCAAAGACAAUCGGAAACUUUUUAGGAAGAAGUAUGGGGUCCAAUUUUUGCUUGAUGUGAUCCGGAUGUUUUACAGCAGCUCAGAUAAAGACAGUGACUUGUCCACAGAUGAUGUGAAGACUAUCCGCGCUUCUCUGUAUGGACUAAUUAAGUACUUCAUCAGCAAAGGGGUGACACAGGAAGAGGUCCAGAGCAUCAUGGGAUACAUUGCUGCCAUCAAUGAUGAACAGCAGCUCUCUGGGAUCCUGGAGAUCUUACUGAAUCUUCUUCAGACUAGUUCAGCUCGGGACCAGCUUUACCUGCUGCUGUUUGAACCAGGGCAUGCUGACAUUCUCUAUGCACUGCUGCUGACCAACAAAUAUUCUGACACAUUGCGUGAGCUCGUUUUCAAGAUAUUUGAGAGGAUGUUAAAGUGCGAUAAGGUUUAUGAACGGAGCAAGCAGCGCAUCAAGCUGAGGGAUGUGGGUUAUUCAGGACUCAUCAUGCUGCUGAAUGAUGCCAUGAUUACUGUGUCCCUGGUCAAAAACCUCUUGCAUCAAAUCCUUCAAGCAGACUCUGUGGUGAAUUAUAAAGAUUUAAUGGCUGUGGUUCACCUAGUGCACAAAGCAGGAAUCAACGUGAGGCUUGCUGUUUGCCGAAAGAUUUAUCAACACUUGCAGUCCCAGCAAGAUGCAGCCCAGCAGAUAGCAAAGCAGACCAGCUGGCAAGAAACAUUUGUGCGGUUGUUUCUGAAGGAAAAUGCUGAGAGCAAGGAGAGUGCUGGUGUGGACAGUUUGAACAACAGCAGUUUGGAUUUUGGUAAACAAGCUGAGAUGAGAUCUAGCGUAGAGCAGUUAAGGAGCACCAACGAAGAAUCAAGUAUUCGGGGUGACAAUCUAUCAGAUGGUGAUAUAGUCGACAAUGUGCCCUAUGAUAACAGAAGUUUUGAUGGGUUGGUUGAAAGAUUUAAUGACUCAAACCACUCUUCUGAGAUGUUUUUAGAUGACAGAGCCUCAAAUGAAAGUGUCCUCACAGAAAGUUUGGAGGAAAAUCAGGCUCAAUUGGAGGAAUGGACUCCGAAGGGGAGAAGCUUAACAUUGGACUUGUCGAGCAUGGCCUCUUACGAAAUGGGUGAUGUUGAAAGUCAGACACCAGGUAGCAUUGCCAGCACACCAUCUCCACUGGAGAUGCCCAAACACUUUCCUGGUGCACAGUUUGAUAAGGAACUUAGCAGCACAGAUGAUUCAAGUUACAUGGAUGAUGCAUCAAUCUAUGAAGUCUCCGGAAGUGGAGAGAAGAGUGAAGAAGAGCUAAGUCAGAUUCUGAUGGACAUCCUCCUUUGUAUUAUGUGGCGUGGCCUGGAUGGGUCAGAUGAUGCUGCUUGGAUCGAACGAGGCCAGGUCUUUUCAGCAUUGACAAAGCUAGGAACAGCAAAUGAACUACUUUCUCCAUCGGAUGAAAUCAAAUUAAAACUUAUUGAGAAGAUAUUGGAAUGGGCUGUAACUGACAACAAAGAGGCGACAGCAGUUGCCCUUCCGGUUCACACUGAGAAUGCAGUGCGAUUGCUGUAUAUUGUUCAGGACUUCCUCCAGGCUGAGGGGUUGGUGAAUCCUGCAUUAUGGACUGAUAAGGUAUUGGAGGAAAUGGUCACGUUAAUGGACAGUCUGAUGGUCUGGUACUCAUCUGGAUCAGAAUGGAUGCAAUUGUCACAGCUCGGAGUGCGCCUUCUCCUUGGAUUUAUUGCACGGGAUAACAUGCAGGUGUGCGCCAUGGCAGCAGCAAAGCUCAACACUAUCCUGCAGACAAAAGAGAUAGUCAACCAAGAUGAAGCAUGUUUCCUCUUGGGGAAGCUGGAGGAAACCCUGACCAAAUCCAUAAGAGAGAGAACCGAAACCUACUCCUUCUUAAUCCCAAUCAUACGGACUUUGGUAUCCAAAAUUUAUGAACUGCUGUACAUGCACCUGCACUUGCCAGCUCUGCCUCAAAGCAAUGGCAGCCCAUCUUUCUUCGAGGACUUUCAGGAGUACUGCGGAUCCAAUGAAUGGCGUGUUUACAUUGACAAAUAUAUCAUCCCUUCAAUGAAGCGGUAUGAAGUGGAAACAUUCAGCGAAGGCCAUGAGCGUAUGGCAAUCUUCUGGAAGGAUUGUUAUGAAACAAUGAUGGUGAAUUUGCACAAGAGAGAUCGGGAGAAAGGAGAAAGCAAACUCAAAUUCCAGGAGUUUUUUGUUGAACCAUUCACCCGCAAAGCCAGGCAAGAGAACCUGCGAUAUAAUAGCAUGUUGAAACAACUCAACAGCCAACACACUGCAACACUGAGACAGUGGAAGGUGGCCCAGCACUAUUUAACCUGUGAGCGUGGACCAUGGGCUGAUAAAAAAACAGAACCAAUGCACUGGAAGUUGUCCAGUGUGGAAAACUAUUCCCGCAUGAGGCUGAAGCUGGUCCAGGACUACAACUUUGACCCCCACACUAAUGCCAGUGCGCUCCGGGACAACCUUGGAGUCCAGCAGUCAACACCGUCCAAUGAUUCCUUGCUGCUGGAAGCGGUAAAGCAAGCUAAGGUCAAUGACCUGGAGGAUGAUCGAUUAGCGGACGAAGAUCUCACUGUGCUCAGUAACAUCAAUGAGAAAGAGGAGCAGAAUCAGAAAGAAAAGCUGGUGAUUGCUGAAGACUGUGACCUGAUCACCAUCAUGGAUGUUGUUUCAGGACGCCUGGAGGUCACCACCCAGCACAUCAACUUUUUUGAUGGGAGUCUGGACAAAGAAGAAGGGGUAGGCUAUGAUUUUAAGUGGCCCCUCUCUCAGCUGCGUGAGAUUCAUCUGCGUCGCUAUAACUUGAGGCGAUCGGCACUAGAGAUCUUUCUGAUUGACCAAACCAAUUACUUCCUCAACUUCAAAAAAGAGGUGAGGAACAAGGUCUACAGCCGUAUAUUGUCUCUGCGACUACCCAAUCUAUAUGGCACACGAUCACCCCAGGAAUUGCUGAAAGCUUCAGGACUUACACAGAAAUGGGUGAACCAAGAAAUUUCAAACUUCGAAUACCUCAUACAACUAAACUCUAUUGCAGGAAGGACCUACAAUGAUCUUGCUCAGUAUCCAGUGUUUCCUUGGAUUCUUAGUGAUUACACUUCAGAGGAGCUGGAUUUGAACAACCCUGAGGUUUUCAGAGAUCUCUCCAAACCUAUUGGAGUUGCCAAUGAAAAGAAUGCCAAAGCUGUUCGGGAAAAGUUUGAUAAUUUUGAGGACCCGACAGGGACGGUUGACAAAUUCCAUUAUGGAACUCACUACUCCAAUGCAGCCGGUGUCAUGCACUACAUGAUACGGGUUGAGCCCUUCACUACUUUGCACAUCCAUCUACAAAGCGGCAGAUUCGAUUGUGCGGAUCGCCAAUUCCAUUCCAUUCCUGCCACAUGGCAGGCUCUCAUGGAGAAUCCCAAUGAUGUAAAAGAACUCAUUCCUGAAUUCUUCUACUUUCCAGAAUUUCUAGAAAAUCAGAACCAGCUGGAUCUGGGACGUUUACAGAUUUCCAAGGAGCGGGUUAAUGACGUGAUACUUCCGAGAUGGGCCACAUCACCUGAGGACUUCAUCUACAAGCACAGGAAGGCCCUGGAGUCUGACUAUGUGUCUGCCCAUCUUCACGAGUGGAUUGAUCUGAUAUUUGGAUAUAAGCAAAGGGGACCAGAUGCAGCCAAAGCACUAAAUGUUUUCUAUUAUUGCACGUAUGAAGGAGCUGUUGACCUAGAUGCAGUCGCUGAUGAGAAAGAACGAAAAGCACUGGAAGGGAUGAUCAGUAAUUUUGGGCAGACUCCCUGUCAGCUCCUCAAGGAGCCACAUCCAUGCAGGUUGUCGGCUGAUGAAGCUUUGAAGCGACAGGCUAAAAUGGACAACUGCCCACUGAAUAUCUUCCAGCACCUAACUGAGCUCAAGUCCUUCUUUGUGGAGGGAAUCAGCGACAUGGUUCCUAUAGUGAAAGCAGUGGUGCCCAAAAGCCAGGCUCGCUCCUUCAUGUCACAGGGAAGUCCUGACACCUUGGUGACUUUGAGUCAGAAUUGCCUGAUGGGAACUCAUGGAUGGCUGCCUUAUGAUAAAAAUAUUUCCAACUACUUCACGUUCUCCCGGGAUCCAACAGUAACUAAUUCAAAAACACAGCGUUGCAUCAAUGGCCCUUUUACUCCUGGGCUGGAAGUGAACUCAAAACUGUUUGUGGUGUCACAUGAUGGGAAACUGCUCUUCAGCGCAGGGCACUGGGAUAAUAGCAUUCGAGUGACCUCCAUUGCAAAGGGCAAGCUUACUGGACAGCACAUCAGACACAUGGACAUUGUGACUUGCCUGGCAACUGAUUACUGUGGAAUCCAUUUGAUAUCAGGGUCACGUGACACAACAUGCAUGAUUUGGCAAAUCUUGCAGCAGGGAGGGAUGGCUGUUGGUCUAGCCCAGAAGCCCAUGCAGAUACUAUAUGGGCAUACUGAGGAGAUAACGAGCCUGGCUAUCAGUACAGAGCUGGACAUGGCUGUUUCGGGCUCCAAGGAUGGAACCGUGAUCAUUCAUACCAUUCGACGUGGGCAGUAUAUGAGGACACUUCAACCGCCCUGUGUGAGCUCACUCCCUCUCUCCAUUCCCAAUCUUUCCGUAUCAUUGGAGGGACACAUCAUUGUCAACGCUGUCAUAGAGGGAAAAUCAAAUUUUAAGGAUAAGAAUGCUCUACAUCUGUAUUCUGUGAAUGGCAAACACUUGGCAAGUGAGACUCUAAAAGAACAAGUAACUGACCUGCUUGUCAGUGGCGAACGUAUCAUCCUCGGCAGCAUGGAGGGAUUUCUGUCUAUACGGGAUUUGUACAGUCUGAAGCUUAGUGCAACUCCGCUAGCAAUGAGAUUGCCAAUUCACUGUGUGUCCAUCACCAAGGAGAACAGCCACAUCCUAGUGGGACUGGAGGACGGCAAACUAAUCAUUGUCGGCGUGGGCAAGCCAGCUGAGAUGCGAUCAGGGCAACUUUCCAGGAAGCUCUGGGGUUCCAGCAAGCGUCUGAACCAGAUCUCGUCUGGAGAAACUGAAUACAAUCCCCAAAGCGAGCUGAAGUGAUGAGGUCAAAUCACCGGAAGGAACAAAAAUCCUGUGGCUUCCUGUCUGCUGUUACUGAUCAUUUCUGUUUUCCCUGAUCUCCAUCUGAUUCUCAGCCAAAUGAGACUAUGCAACAAAUCAGCGUGUCCAUUUCUGAUCAUGUAGCACAGAUUUCAUUUUGAUGAACCUUCCUCUGUCUCCUGUUACAGAUAGUAAUGGAGCUCACCCACUUCUACUCUUUAAAAAAGAAAAUCCUGAUGCUUCUGUGCAAGGAAGACAGUCUGUUUACUUUUUUUAAAAGGCAUUUUUUCUUAAAGGAUCUUAGCGCUGGCAGAUGUCUUUUAAAAAAAAAAAAAAACUUCCUCCCUUUGGCAUUUUAAAACACUUAAUAGGAUCACUUAAGAAUGAAGUUGGUUUGCAAUGCAAGUGCCAAGGCCACAAAAUCUCACUGUCAUAGUAGCCAGUGCUGAAAUGGAGAGCUAAUCUCAUCAGGAUCUCUCUGGAACAGAAUCGAUGUGAUGCUCCAGCUAUUUACGUACCUGUGAGGAAAAAUCUUGCAGCUGGAGACAGUCUCCUAAUCUUGCUGCCUGGUGUCCUUUUUUUUUGAAAGCUCAAAAGAUCAUGGUUACUGUCAUCUUAUUGCUCAGUACAUUGACUGUCAACCAAGACAGCGGACGUAGUAUUCCUUUCCAAAAAUACUUCCAAUGUGAUUGAUAAACUGGCAUUGUUGGAAUGAUUUUGUCUUUGUAACAUACCCCUACCCAUCUUUCUUAGCCUCACAAAGCUUUCUUUAAAUCAUUAUUCGAUCGGUUUCACGAUAAUCAAGCACAAUACUUCAUGAUGAUAUGAAUUGCUCACUUGUGUCCAUCAGUACUAUUGCACAAACUUAAAUGUGUUAGCCUCUAUUUCCCAGACGUACUGUUCUUCUGUGUGCACUUUAUAUUGUAAACAUAAUUUAUGGAAUCAGAAUUAUUUUUAUUUAACGUUUUCUUCCAAAUUGUUACUUUGCCUGAAGUGUAAACCACUUUGUAGCUGCUAGCAGAAAGGACCCAUGCAGGAUUUAAUUAUGUCUAAUCCCUCACCAACCCCUGCAACCUGGCUUACCUCUUGUUAAGGAGCAGGGGAUAGAAUACUGAAUUAUGGAGGUGUUGGCUUGCUCCUGCUCCGUUAACUACAGUGGUGAUGGGAGAAGGAAGUGAAAGAGAGAGAGAGAGGGAGGAGCAGUGUUGGAAUUGGAAGUACAGAUGUCCCAUCUCAGAACUUCAUCAUGAGCUGCACAUUCACAGGCAUAUGGCACUACAUUGGCACAAAAUGCCAUAUGGUGUAGAGGAUGGCAUAGUGGCAUUAGGCAUAAUGUGUGACCACCGUUGUCUUGUGCCAUUAGCUUUGAGGAUGUUUUCUGCUGGUCACAAUAUCAUGAGUACGAGAGAUUGGACAGGUAGAAUUGUGUAAGGCACCUCUACCAUUUACAGCCGGGAGAGGUUGUGUUGGAGGGAGAGCAAAACUGAAUAAUGAUUUUUUUUUUUUAAAUGUCACAUCAAUCAAGGUAUACCAUAGUCGCUUCCUGACAUGUAUUGGCCAACAAAUUACAAAGAAUAUAUUGGUUUUGUUUGGUGGUGGGAACAAUCUGACCUUAUUUUCUUCUGAGCAUUGGCAAAUUCAGAAGGUGAACAAGAUGUUUAAAAUGGAACAGAGUUAAGAAGAACUUAAGUAAAACCAUACGGUCACAGUUAUUAAAAAGUAAAAGCAUCGUGCAUUAGGCAAAUCUGAUUUCUGUUAUUUAGAGUAACCUUUCGGAGGAUUCAGGUUUGUCAUUUUACAGGGAACACAAUUAUCACUUUCUAUUCUGAAUCAAAUGCAGCUUCAGCUAAAGAGCGCUGGUAAGUGAAGCUAAAUUCUUGAUGCAAAAUUCAUUGCACACAAGUGUUUGCAUACGAUUAUGUUUGUAGAGCUGACAUUUUAUUAAAGGAAUGAAUAGAAAGAUGCUUCCGAUCAGAUGCGUGACUCGUAGUUUUGAUUCAUUAAACACCAGAAGGAAACUUAUCCAAGAUAUAGAACCACCUUUCACUUUCAGUUUGCCUUUGCAUUUACUUAAUUAUAGCGUAUAAAAAUGAGAAACUUUGAUCAUGUAGCAGCAUUUUCAUGAAAAACAUUGCAAACUCUCACUUCAUAGUGACUCAGGAGCUAACCCUGUUGGUUAGGCUGAGAUGCCAAGUGGCAUUAAUAAACAAAUAUGAAUACAUUUCGUUUAUCUGACCAGCUAUAUUUUAUCUUGUUUUAAGUGACCAGGAAAAGCAUUUUCCUAUUUUAUGAAUGUGAAAAUGGGCUUUAAGGAGAUUCCUAAUCUGAAUACCUGCCAUGUACUGUUGGGUUGGGUUGUCGUAAUUGGCCUCAGAUAUUGUCAGGAGUUACACCGUGUUCUGAGGGGUAGGUUAUUGUGGCGUUGUCACGAGAUGCAGAUAUGAGAAAGAGAGGUUGCUGUUGAGCAAGAUAGAUUUAUCUAGGGAUAAGUGCACACCUCAUUCACCACAUGCUGCACUGAAAAGUCUCUUACUGCAGCUGAAAUAGUGACAUUAAUGUUAACCUCACGAGGUUAGAAGCUACAACGUGAUUGGAGUACUUAGUUGUCAGUGAGUUCAAGUUUGCAUACUUGAUGUAGCUAAGGAACUGGGUCAAACCAAGCUUUGCAGCUGUUAGGAUAUCAAGUAGUCAUGCUAAUUUUAUUGUAUGGCAACAGCACAGAGAAGUAAAAGACUCUAUGUUGAACUCAGUUCACUCUACCGUAUUUUCUGAAUGCAGAUUAAAUUGGCAACUUGGAUCUAAUAUUUAACUGUGUUUGCAUAAAGAUUGGUGCAAAGCUAACCUGAGCCUCCAUGUGGCACCAGUAAUUUACUAUUCAAAAUAGGAUUCCCGUAAAUUGUAACGUGCAAGCAUUAUUUGAUCAUAGUAUAUCAUUGUAUUUUAAGAAUUAAAGUAACACAAAUAAGUUGAGCAAAAUAUUCAAACUUCUAUAGAUUUUCCAAUAACUGCUUUGACAUUUCACUUCACAAAUGGUUUUUCAUGUAUAUUUCAUUUUGGGAAAUGUUUUAUGCCAAUGGAGUGUUUCAAUGCUUCAAAAGAGUCUCUUGAUUUUUAAUCUGAUUUGUGAAAGUGUACUGUGUAUAAUAUUGUUAUUAUUCUGUGCUUUUUGAAGAAAAAAAUCUCCAUCUACCAUAUGUUUCCAGCCACAUUUUGUGCAGUGCCCAGGAGGUGAAAGCUUCUACCUUGUAUUUCAGAUUGACUUGUAAGUUAACAACACACUUCUGUGCUUGUAUAUUUAAUUUUUUUAUAUAUGUAUAAUGUGUUUGUUGAAGGUGUCCUUUUUUGCACUUUUCAGGUACUGCAGAUUGUAAAAUUUAAAGCUCUGAUGUACACAUUAUCUGUACAUAACAAAUUUAUCAAAUUAGCUUUGUAUACAGAACCAAUAGGACUAAAGGCAAUAAAGGUGGGAUUAUAAGGGGUGGGGUGUUUGUGUUUUGUGCAGAUGUUAACCGUAAGGACUGUUGCAGAAUUUUUGCACCAAAAUAAUGAAGAAUUUUAAAAAUAAAGUGUCUUCAUUUCAAAAAUUAAA